Penicillium canariense is the source of this 300-nucleotide messenger RNA. RefSeq lists its product as uncharacterized. The transcript has 2 exons. Bases 1 to 300 code for a protein of 99 amino acids. Lineage: Eukaryota; Fungi; Ascomycota; Eurotiomycetes; Eurotiales; Aspergillaceae. The record is from RefSeq and is a predicted model, not a curated record.
AUGGGUCUCACCACUGGCGCCAUCAUCGUGCUCGUCCUGGUCGGCUGCUUGGCCGUCACGGCUCUGGGCGCUUCCCUCUUCCGCCACUAUACCCCGAUCGAAGAAGAAGCUCGCUAUAGUGCUUCCUACGAGCAGGGAAAGUACAUGCGCACGGUGCGCCUGCGCAAUCAUAACCACUUAAGGCAAGAGUCGCUCAAUGCGGCCAAGGCCAAGGACCUCGAGUCACAAUAUUCUACGGACCAAGCAUCAAGCCACUACAACCCCCACACUCAACCCGCAUCGAGCACGCCGCAGGCGUAA